GUGCAUCCUAAUUUACAUAAGAAAUAUCAAUGUAAUCGGAUAGAUAUUCAAUUAUUGUCUUAUUCCGAAUGCAUUUAGCUAAUAAAAUAGGAUACACUUUUUCUGCUACAUGUUUUUAAUCCCCUGGUCACAUAAAUAGAAGUUUGAUAACCUGUAACAAGUAUAAAUUUAGCACUAAAACUAACCAAGCACUUGAGGAUUAUUUGCAUGUCGGCCAUUACAAAUAUCAAUGCGCCAGGAAACUAAAUGUUAAUGAAGUCAGUCUAAAUUUGAAGUAGACCGUGAUGAUAUUAAAUAUAAGUCGUUAGAAUGAGCCAGUUGAUGUCACUUUGCGUUGCAAUUAUCGCUGAACUGGAGAAAUUAUACAGAAAUGGCUUGAAAUAUAUUGACUAUUUUCUUGCGUAGGAAUACUGCAGUGAUAAAUAGGUUCAUUUCCUGCCUAAUUUUUUUUAACAAUCUCAUCCCAAAUUACCAACAUUUGGUAAAAUUUAAACCAUAAUCAUGAGGAAAAGAAGAUGACAGACGGGAAUAUGAAAAAUGCUGAUGAUUACCUGGUUCGGGUGAAAGCACAGGUAAUGCAGCGAGUUAACGAUAUGGGGUACUGGGUUCCGUAUGAUAAACGAAGCGAGCUCUGUAUAGUAGGAUUACGCAAAGUGUUGGUUCCUCUUGGUGAUGAAAUGCGCACGGAGUAUCUUAUAUAUGGACAGAGAAUAUCUGAUCAUGAAAGUAUUUUAAAUUGUUCCUUAAAAAAGGAUGUUGAAUAUACCAAUGCAAAUCCGACCUUUCUGCAUUGGACAACAGAAAAGAAAAAAUUUGGCCUUACAUUUCAAAGUCCUGCUGAUGCCAAGGCCUUUGAUAAAGAAAUAAAAAAAGCCAUUAAGGACCUUUUGGCAGGUCCUCACAAUGCAGCUGAGGCGGGCGAAGAUGAUGUAUUUAUGCAACUGAACCUGCCAUGUAGGAAGGGUAGCAGCUCCCAGUCAGCAAGUACGGCUAGUACAACCACCAGCUCUCCCACCCCUCAAUCCCCAGGCUUCUCACCCGCCUUUGCGGACCCAUUCGCACAAACUUUCACAAAUAGCCACAACAGGGACCAUUUACAUAGAGUUGUGUAUUGGAGCUCUCCCAACUCUAAGCACUCAUCUCCUGGUAGUGAUAAAUCAGGGGGUAGUAGUAAAAGUAACGAGGAGGUCUGGAAACUUCGCUCUGAUAAAACAACUAACAGUGGUAAGGGAACUGGGGUGGGGUCUACUGGGGGAGUAGUGGGAAGCACAGAUAAUGCACCCGAUGACAGCUAUGUACAAUUUGAACACAACAGACCUAGUACACAUGACUACUCUUAUCCUAUGUGCACAUUGGAUCCAGCAUCCAACAAACAUGUCUCAGGUAAAAGAGACAGUGUAGGCAGUAUAAAAAAGAACAAUUUGGAGUGUACAACCUCUCAACCUCCAUUACCAAUGAAAAAUAAACAUAAAAAACGGGAUAAAAUGGAUAGUAAAAAUAGGUUAUUAGAGCGUUCACGGUGCGUAUACUGUCAUGAAGUAUUUGUACAUGAUGAGAAUCCACGAGGGAAUUGUGAAGACGCCCCUGAUCGGGUGGCAAACUGUAUAGAAAAAGUUUCGUGCCUAUCGUGUGCUCACUGCAUGCUUUACCACUGUAUGUCAGAUCCUGAUGGGGAUUAUGGUCAUCUGUGCGUGUGUGAUUCGAGUGACGAGAACAAUAGCAAGAAAUGGACCGUAUUAACGGUUUUGUCAUUCUUCGUGCCGUGCCUCUGUUGCUACGGGCCACUCACAGCGUGCCACCGUUGUGGGGUGGCCUGUGGGUGCUGUGGGGGUCGGCACAAAGCAGUUUGACCUCCCCCUUGCCCGCCUUAUAUCCCACCCUCAGAGCCUCGUGUUGGUGGCCACUUGAUAGACUGCAUAGGUGACUGAUAUAAAAACCACAGUUUGGAUUAAUGCAGCGCUUGUAUGGCUACAACAAGCUCAGUGUAUAUUUGUACAGUGUAUAACAGUGGAGCCACAAUCAUUGUGUUUCUAACAGAAAACAAAAUGGCUGCCUGGUAACGAAUUGCAGUCUUACAUAGCAACAUUUUUGAACUUUGCUAUCCUUUCACAUUAUCACUUUUGGUGACAAUUAUACAUUGGAAAGAGCAAUGUGUUGGAAUUAUGUGCCAAAGUAGAAUUUUCAAUUUAGUCUAGUGAACUCCUAGCUAGCGUUUCAAAUAGGAAGCUAUGAAUGCAAUUUUAGGAUAAUAGAAUAUCAAUGCCCCUCUGAGGAAAAUUUCAAAUCAUGUUAAAAGAAAGGAUGCUGGGUUAACCAAAUACUGUGAUAGAUAAAUUUAAGGAAUAUGUAUAGUCAGAAUAAAACUUGUCAAAUGUUUCAGAAUUUUCACUACAGUUUAGAUUUUUACGGACAACAUAUUAAUGUAUCAAUGGGUACUUAUCAGUGUAUCAUCCACACAUAUUAAUAUUGGUAGAAUGGCUUGAAAUUGACAAGCUAUGAUGAGCCAUAAAUGCUCCUAAUAAGUGACACAGUGAUUAUAUAGAGUAAUUGCUUGAAUUAUUUCAAACAAAUAGCUAUGGCACUGUAUGUUCCUUAUAGUUGGUGCAGUUCAUACCAUAUUCUUCUUAAUAUGAGCUAUAUACUUUGCUAUUGGCCAAAAUUAUUUGAGACUAAAUCAGAUAACCCAACAACUAGAGAUACUCUUUUAUUUUUGAAUGUAUCUUAACAAUGGUAAUGACCAUUACAAAAAAACAAAAAAUUGAAUUUAUAAUAAAAUAUGAGUAAUUAAAUUUGUUAUUUAUCUGCUAAAUUGUUUCUAAUACUCAACAUUUUCUCAUUGACAUUUAAUCUUCAUCCAGAAAAGUUCAAAUGAUUUUUUAAUAACUGACCCGUUGAUACAUUCUUAUAUGUAGUUCUGUAUAAAAUCACUUGUUCCAAAAUCAGAUUAUGUAUCAUUAAUGUGGAGUCUUUGUAUCAAUAGAAUUACUAGCUGUUAUGUUAAGUACUUGAUUGAAUUUGUUUUCUGAAAAAUUCCCGGUAGAGCAUUUCAAACCACUUUAUGGUAACUUUGUAUUUAUUCUUGAUUUACAAAAAUUUUGAACAUUCAUAUAUGUAACCAAAGUGUCUUAAUGCUAAAUUCAAUUGUAGUUUGAAAAUCCAUAACUGUAGAAAGAAACACAUCAAAAACGAAUCAUGUUCAAAUCAUUAAAUAAUUGCAGUAUGUCAUACAUUAAGAUGUAAGAAUGUAGUAUAAAAUCAUGUCAGUUCUGCUAGUGCUUUCGUAAAUGUACAUGACAGAUAAGCCACACAGAGAAGAUCAUUGUUUAAUACUGAUUAUAUAGUACAUGUAGUUUUCAUGUAUCGUAAAUUACUUGGAAAUUAAAUUGUAUUUGAGCACAAUCGUUCAGAUUUUCCAAGAAUUAACUGUUAACCAACCAACUAUGAAUAUUGCCAAAUGUGAAUUAUAAGCUUGGGACUAUAUCAACUUGCUUAACAGGUCUAAACAGAGAACUCUCUCUCUAUUCUCUGGGAGUGGGAACUAUAGGAGAGGGUCCUCAGUUAAACAUUCAUUGUGAUUGUGUAGUAUAUGAGUUUAAAACAGCAGUGUAGCAUCAGCUAAUGUUCAUAAGUGAUUGUGUAGCAUAAGCAUAUGUUCAUAAGUGAUUGUGUAGUGUCAGCUUAUGUUCAUAAGUGAUUGUGUAGCAUAAGCAUAUGUUCAUAAGUGAUUGUGUAGCGUCAGCUUAUGUUCAUAAGUGAUUGUGUAGCAUAAGCGUAUGUUCAUAAGUGAUUGUGUAGAAUAAGCUUAUGUUCAUAAGUGAUUGU
Messenger RNA from Owenia fusiformis, 3822 nucleotides. The record is from the annotation of a GenBank genome assembly. Lineage: Eukaryota; Metazoa; Annelida; Polychaeta; Sabellida; Oweniidae.